UACUCCAUCGCUGGCAAGGCGUUGAAAUUCAACACCAAGGCUGAUAUCCAACCAUAUCUUGACGAGCUAGCUGGGUUGGAGCACUUGAAGAAGUUGGACUUCUCUGGAAACACGAUAGGUGUUGAGGCCUCACAGGCUUUGGCUGACUUUAUCUUGGGCUUGCCUCAACCCAAGAAGGAUUCCAUUGUUGAGAUUGAUUUUAGCGACUUUUACACUGGAAGAUUGAACACUGAAAUUCCUCAAUCUUUAGAUUACAUUUUGCCUUCGUUAUUGACGUUGAAAAAUUUGUCGAUUUUAAAUUUGUCUGACAAUGCCUUUGGUUUGCAAACAAUAGAGCCCAUUGAAAAAUUCUUGCCUCAUGCGAUUUCUUUAGAUCAUUUAAUACUAUCCAACAAUGGUAUGGGUCCAUUUGCUGGUCAAAGAAUCGCAGCUUCUUUAUUCAAACUAUCCUUAAAUAAACAAAAUAAAAAUAAAAAUUCUUUGAUUUCCUUCAUUUGCGGUAGAAAUAGAUUAGAAAAUGGGUCAACUAAUUACUUAUCAAUUGCCUUGAAAAACCAUAAAGAUUUGGAAUCUAUUAAAUUGUAUCAAAAUGGUAUUAGACCUCAUGGUAUCUCAAAUUUAAUUUCAAAUGGCUUGAAGUAUUUGAAAAAUUUAAAAUAUUUAGACUUACAAGAUAAUACUUUAACUCUCUCUUCCACUCAAAUCUUAUCAAAUAAUUUAACAAAUUGGUCGAAUUUGCAGGAAUUAAAUUUAAAUGAUUGUUUACUAUCUGCAAAUGGUUCAAAAGUAUUACUCGAGCUGUUAUUAUCAACUAAAAUCACCACUCUAAACUCUUUAAAACUACAAUAUAAUGAAUUGAAUUAUCUUUCUUUACCUUCUUUAAAUAAAUACAUUAAAUUCAAUGAAAACUUAAAAUUCUUGGAAAUCAAUGGAAACGUUUUGAAAUCUGAAGAAUUGCCUUCAGAAAUCUUGGAAAUUUCUAAAAUCUUAGAAGAAAGAGGUGGUGCUUUAGACGAAUUGGACGACUUGGAAGAACCAGAAAGUGACGACGAAGACGAUGAAGACGAUGAAGACGACGAAGACGAAGACGAAGACGAAGAAGAAGAGGAA
Messenger RNA from Ascoidea rubescens DSM 1968, 1110 nucleotides. It is a transcript of the gene RNA1, whose product is annotated as GTPase-activating protein RNA1. The record is from RefSeq and is a predicted model, not a curated record. The transcript has a single exon. The annotation marks the transcript as partial. NCBI's taxonomy places the organism in Eukaryota, Fungi, Ascomycota, Saccharomycetes, Ascoideales, Ascoideaceae. Gene Ontology annotation, cellular component: cytosol; nucleus; perinuclear region of cytoplasm. Gene Ontology annotation, molecular function: small GTPase binding; GTPase activator activity. Gene Ontology annotation, biological process: activation of GTPase activity; nucleocytoplasmic transport.